UGCUCUCGGGCCCGGGGCCCGCCCGCCUCCCGCCGGCGCUCCCGGCCUUUCCCAUCCGGCCCGCGACGCUCCGCCCGCCCCGUCCCACAUGACACCGCCUCCGCCGCAAACUUUUUCCUCCCCAUCCUGUCGCGGCUCGAAAGGAAUGGAAAAUGGCGGCCUAGGCGCGGAGUUUCCUGGCCCGGCGGCGGCGGCUCUCGCGGCGGCGCCAUGACGCGCUGGGUGCCCACCAAGAGAGAGGAGAAAUACGGCGUGGCUUUUUAUAACUACGAUGCCAGGGGAGCGGAUGAACUUUCUCUACAAAUAGGAGACACUGUGCACAUCUUAGAAACAUAUGAAGGGUGGUACAGAGGUUACACCUUGAGAAAAAAGUCUAAGAAGGGUAUAUUUCCUGCUUCGUAUAUUCAUCUUAAAGAAGCCAUAGUUGAAGGCAAAGGGCAACAUGAAACGGUCAUCCCGGGCGACCUCCCGCUCAUACAGGAAGUCACCACGACGCUCCGAGAGUGGUCCACCAUCUGGAGGCAGCUCUACGUGCAAGACAACAGGGAGAUGUUUCGAAGCGUGCGGCACAUGAUCUAUGACCUUAUCGAAUGGCGAUCGCAGAUUCUUUCUGGAACUCUGCCGCAGGAUGAGCUCAAAGAACUGAAGAAGAAGGUCACUGCCAAAAUCGAUUAUGGAAACAGAAUUCUUGAUCUGGACUUGGUGGUGAGAGAUGAAGAUGGGAACAUUUUGGAUCCAGAACUAACUAGCACGAUUAGUCUCUUUAGAGCUCAUGAAAUCGCUUCUAAACAAGUGGAGGAAAGAUUGCAAGAAGAAAAGUCCCAAAAGCAGAACAUAGAUAUUAACAGACAAGCUAAGUUUGCCUCCACCCCUUCUCUGGCCUUGUUUGUCAACCUCAAAAAUGUGGUUUGUAAAAUUGGAGAAGAUGCUGAAGUGCUGAUGUCUCUUUAUGACCCUGUGGAGUCCAAAUUCAUCAGUGAAAACUACCUGGUUCGCUGGUCAAGUUCAGGAUUGCCUAAAGACAUAGACAGAUUACAUAAUUUGCGAGCUGUUUUUACUGACCUCGGAAGCAAAGACCUGAAAAGGGACAAAAUCAGUUUCGUUUGUCAGAUCGUACGAGUGGGUCGCAUGGAGCUGAGGGACAACAAUACCAGGAAACUGACCUCGGGCCUGCGGCGGCCUUUCGGCGUGGCUGUGAUGGAUGUAACAGAUAUAAUAAAUGGAAAAGUAGAUGAUGAAGAUAAGCAGCAUUUCAUCCCCUUUCAGCCGCUCGCGUUGGACGACGCCAUUCGACACAAGCCGCUGAACAUGUCAUCCCGUUUUUCACCCAGGGUGGCAGGGGAGAAUGACUUCCUUCAGACUGUUAUAAACAAAGUCAUUGCUGCCAAAGAAGUCAACCACAAGGGCCAGGGUUUGUGGGUAACAUUGAAAUUACUUCCUGGAGAUAUCCAUCAGAUUAGAAAAGAAUUUCCUCAUUUAGUGGACAGGACCACAGCAGUGGCUCGGAAGACGGGGUUUCCGGAGAUAAUCAUGCCUGGUGACGUUCGAAAUGAUAUCUACGUAACUUUAGUUCAAGGCGAUUUUGAUAAAGGAAGCAAGACGACAGCGAAGAAUGUGGAGGUUACCGUGUCUGUUUAUGACGAGGACGGAAAACGGUUGGAGCAUGUGAUUUUCCCGGGUGCCGGCGACGAAGGGAUUUCAGAGUACAAGUCUGUGAUUUACUACCAAGUCAAGCAGCCGCGUUGGUUUGAGACCGUUAAGGUGGCCAUUCCCAUUGAGGAUGUCAACCGCAGUCACCUUCGGUUUACCUUCCGCCACAGAUCGUCACAGGACUCCAAGGAUAAAUCUGAGAAAAUAUUUGCACUAGCAUUUGUAAAGCUGAUGAGAUACGAUGGGACCACUCUGAGGGACGGGGAGCAUGAUCUCAUCGUCUACAAGGCGGAGGCAAAGAAGCUGGAGGACGCCGCGACGUACCUAAGCCUGCCCUCCACGAAGGCGGAGCUGGAAGAAAAGGCGCACUCUGCCACGGGCAGGAGCAUGCAGAGUCUUGGAAGCUGCACCAUCAGCAAAGAUUCCUUCCAGAUCUCAACACUGGUGUGUUCCACGAAACUUACCCAGAACGUGGACCUGCUGGGGCUGCUCAAGUGGCGCUCCAACACCAGCUUGCUGCAGCAGAACUUGAGGCAGCUGAUGAAGGUCGAUGGUGGCGAAGUGGUGAAGUUCCUCCAGGACACCUUGGAUGCCCUCUUCAACAUCAUGAUGGAGAACUCCGAGAGCGAGACCUUCGAUACGUUAGUGUUUGACGCUCUGGUAUUUAUCAUUGGACUAAUUGCUGAUAGAAAAUUUCAACAUUUUAAUCCUGUUCUGGAAACCUACAUUAAGAAACACUUUAGUGCAACAUUAGCCUACACGAAGCUGACAAAAGUUUUAAGAAACUAUGUGGACAAUGCGGAAAAGCCGGGAAUAAAUGACCAGCUGUACAAAGCUAUGAAGGCUUUGGAGUACAUCUUCAAGUUCAUCGUGCGCUCCAGGAUCCUGUUCAAUCAACUGUACGAAGACAAAGGAGAGGCCGACUUCAUGGAGUCCCUGCUACAGCUCUUCCGAUCCAUCAGCGACAUGAUGAGGGGCGAGUCGGACCAGACCGUCCGGGUGAAGGGGGCAGCGUUGAAAUACUUGCCAACCAUUGUCAACGAUGUGAAAUUGGUGUUCGAUCCCAAAGAGCUCAGCAAAAUGUUUACUGAUUUCAUCCUAAAUGUUCCCAUGGGUUUGCUGACCAUUCAGAAGCUGUACUGCUUGAUUGAAAUCAUUCACAGUGACCUCUUCACACAGCAUGACUGCAGAGAGAUCCUGCUUCCCAUGAUGACGGAUCAGCUCAAGUACCAUCUGGAGAGACAAGAAGACCUGGAGGCCUGCUGCCACCUGCUCAGCAACAUUUUGGAGGUUCUGUACAGGAAGGAUGUGGGGCCAACUCAGAGGCAUGUCCAGAUAAUCAUGGAGAAGCUUCUGCGGACAGUGAACCGAACUGUCAUUUCCAUGGGGCGGGAUUCCGAGCUCAUUGGAAACUUCGUGGCUUGUAUGACAGCUAUUUUACGACAGAUGGAAAAUUAUCAUUACGCCCAUUUGAUCAAGACUUUUGGAAAAAUGAGGACUGAUGUUGUUGAUUUCCUGAUGGAAACAUUCAUCAUGUUUAAGAACCUCAUUGGGAAGAACGUCUACCCUUUCGACUGGGUGAUAAUGAACAUGAUGCAGAAUAAAUAUCGAAAUUGGAAAUAUUUCUCUUGACUUAAAAGCAUCUUGUACACACCUGUUUUUGCACUUGGGAUGAUGAGCCUGCUGACGAUCUGAAAUUCCUUCAGGGGCCUGGGUCAUUGUACUGAUGACCGUUUUCAGUGCAUCCUGAAAAGAAGAAAAGGCAGACCACAGAAAUGCUCUCCUUGGGACUGAGAACGUUUCGAGGUGGUGACAUUGUGGGUAUGGGUGUGUGUUUGCCUUGAUAGACCAUUUUUCUCACAAUGAGCCAAAGGAAGGAAACAAGAAUGACAAAAGGCCCAAGCUGACAGCCACUUAGAAAUGAAUGAUGGUUCCUCGCGGGGGGUUCUGGACGAGCUGUGGACAAGCUUUGCCUGCUGACUUCUGAGAUGAACAUCACACUGGUGUUGGGGAAAGUCCAAAACAUUUUUAGCAACUUACAUUAUACAUGAGUUUCGUUCAGUUGUGAGUUAUUCUGAAUGCUCUCUGGCCCCAAAGCUGCUGCCCCUGUAAGUAAUUUUGAGUACAUGUGUAUAUGUAGGCAAAGCCACAUGUUUUCUGUCUCCGUUAGGUUUCUGUUGAAAACUAGGAAUCACGAUGUGACAAAAUCCCAUUACUCUCAAAUUGAGAGGGGCCACCUGGGCCACAGGAGGACCUCGAGGGAGGCUGGCUUUCGGUCUCCCUAUAUUCCUCUUGGAAAUGGCUAUGAGGGCAGGAACCUUGUCUGUCUCACGUGGAAGUUCCUGUAUGUGGGAGCCCUGGGCGGGCUCACCCCUCCUGGGACUGGCAGAGGGGCUCAGCACUGGCAUUUAUGAACACACACACACUAUACGGGCUUGUUGUGUUUAGAAGGCAUGUGCUGUGUCUCUACUUUGCGCGUUGGGGAUUCAGAGAUGAAAUAUUUGGGUUCUGCUUUUAAGACAGUUGCUACUCAGAUGGGCAGAUAGACCCAGGUAAGCAGUGUAGACAAUCGUGGUCAUGAUACAGUGAUUACAUAGUAUGUGAAGCAGGGAAGCAGGCCCUCCGUCCCCAACCAGUGGGUCCUGGGCUUACAGUUGUUCUGGGCCAGCUCUUUUUCCCUUAUGCUUGUAUGGUUAUCCACUUGGCACAGGGGAGAGCUGUCCCCUCAUCCAUGUGAGGACUGGGGUGGUGGUGGCAGGGAAUGUUGGCCAGGGAAAAAAAACUCUAAACGUACAUGUAGAUUCAUCCAUCAUGACAACCCUGUUCUCUAGCCUGCUAAAAGUAGAUGUGAAAUAGCCCACGGAAAUGAACCUGCUAUGGGCUGAAUUAAGCACCUUCCUCCCAAAUUCAUUUGUUGAAAUCCUAAUCCCCGAUACCUUCUGAAUGGGACUGUAUUUGGACAUAAGGCCUUUACAGUGAUAAUUACAGUUAAAAUGAGAUCAUUAGAGUGAACCCUAACCCAAUAUGAUGGAUGUCCUUUGGAGAGGAGUGGAUUAGGAUACAGGUGUUCACAGAGGGAAGAUCACAUGAGGACACAGGGAAAAGGCGGCCAUCCAUCCACACGCCAAAGAGAGAGGCCUCAGGAGAAACCAACCUGGCUGCCCCCCGAUCAUGAUUUCCAGCCUCCAGAACUGUGAAACAAGAAUGUGCUGUGUAAGCCCUUCCCGUGAUAGGACUUGGUCAUGGUGGCCCCAGCAGAUUGAUAGGGCGCCCUGUUAUCUUCAUCCGUUAUGAGGGCUGCCGCUGGAGUCCCAUGAUUGAAAUUCAGUGUGCCACGUGGCCUUCUGUGCCAGGCGCGGACAGGCGUUUGUGUGUCCUCUCUUGCUUAGAAUCUGGGGGAAAGGCCAAUGAUGGACUCUAUGGAUGCAAUGGUGAAACUCCAUGAUACUGGUUAGAAGGUAGGAGGCAGGUAUUGAAUUCUUGUUUUUAGAAAUCAAAAUCGUGUUGAAGACAGGUAGAAAAAGCCACCUGUGUUCUGUUUGGCUUUGUUUUUGAUUCAUUUGGAAUAGAGCAUUAAAAACUCAAAAGGCUUUGCUUCCUUUCUUCUUGCUGUUUCCUAUUUGAAAGUACUGUGUUUGGGUUGUUAUUUUUGUGAUACUUGGGCUUUUGUUUUUUUUUUUUUUUUGAACUGUUGGUGAUUUGGGCCAAGAAAGAUAGCAUUUUGCUCCAAAGGGCAGUGGUACCAAGAUAACUGAAGCUGGGCCUAGGGAACAGCAUCAUCCUCUAGAGAAACUGAAACAGAGAUGGGGAGCCGCUCUCCCCUCGCGUCCCCCCUCCCUGCAGCCCUACCCCGAAUGCACCUGCCUGGUGCACUUGCAGACGGACUUGGAAACCAAGAACAAAGACCCCUGACCACCCCUGGCUAGCCAUGAAAACCAUGUCGGCAUGGAACGUAGAAAUUCCCCUUAAAUAAUGAAAUGUGUUCUCUUAAAUCCUGUUCCCUGCUGUCAUUAGCUAAAACGAGCUGAUGCUUCUAUGUACAUUCUUGUAUCCUUUUCCUGGAUGAUUUCCCAACAUUUGACAGACCUUAGUAAAGCUAUUUUGAGACUUUGCUGACAGUUUUUCUGGGCCCACACUAUGUAUUUCAGCCAUUUCAGUCUUAACUCUGUGACCUCAUUAAAUGUGUAUUUUUGUAUGAGCCUGUGGGUAUGGGUACAGUGACACACACUGUGUUCUUAUUCAAGAAUCCCAAGUUAAAAACAACCCUGCUCUUUAACUGCACUCUCUGUGCAUCUGAGUUUGGCCCCCGAGAGAAAGGCUUGGUCCACUACAACCUUCUUACAAAAAAAGCAUGGAAACGAUGUGUGUGUGUGUUUUUUCCCUACAAUUUCUAAAAUUUCCUAUAAUAUGGAACCCUUUGAUCUGUUGAAAUCAUACAGCUUUUUCUCUCUUCAGUUGCCUUGCCAUGUUCACAGAGGUAAUUGUCAAACAUCCAACCCGGAUCCAGGCGUCUUGAUCCGUACGCAGGGUACUGAUCCCCUGAUGUAACUAAUAAAUUAAGAAAGUGACAGUGUGUUCUGGAGAAUGCAUGUUGUCCAGGGUAGGAGCUCUGGAUUCUAGAUCAAGCUCACUCAUCGGUGAUGUCAAGAAGGUAAUUCACUCAAACCACCUUGUGCUGCGCCUUCCGGGUUGGCCGUUUAACACGAUAACCUGUCUCAGAGCCAUCUCAUGGGGUUUGGACAGUUGGAGUGAUGAAUCUUGCACGAAGCCUUGCAAACUCUGGAACGUGCCUGCAGAUUCUGCGUGCCUCUCACAUGCGGCUGGGGGUGCCUUUCCUGCUCCGCAUGUUACUGCAGGACGCCUGAGUUCUUACGUGGACACCUCAAGGUGUUUGAACAACAGCGGCCACCCUGCGGAGACGCACUCAGUGGUCACCACCAGCAGAGUUGGCUGCCGUUCUAGCACCCGCAGGCUCUGCCUUGGCUGUCAGACGAUGAGGAGCACAGCAGCCUUCGAGCCGUUAGACUGAAGGCAGACAGGAUCUCUAACUUGCCUCAGUAUCUGGGGCAAGGACCCCACUCAGCGGUUUGUAACCUUGCUCUUCUCCCACCUUCAAGUAGAAAUGUACAUAAGGACACAACUGGAAACUGACUCACUAAAUUCAACGGCAUUCAGAUUUUACAUAAACGAGCUUGGGGAUCGUUUGCAUGGCAACGUUUGUUCAUUCUUGCUCUGCUCAAGUGUUUCCUGCAUGCCUACUAAUGGACCGCGCGGAGCGCUAGCUGCUGGGGAUGAACGUGAGCAAAAGCAGAGGUGGAGCCUACAGGCAGGAAGCUGAGAGUCCCAGGGGAGACGCGGGACAUUGCUCAGACUACCAAAGGAGAGAGCAUCCACUGACUGACGCAGCCCAAGCACUCUGCCAGAGAGGCACAUGGGUCUGUAGGAGCGUGUUUGGGGGGACUAGCGGGUCUGAGAAGGCUGGGAAGGGAAACAGUUGGAAGGAGCUAGCCACGUGUUUCGGGGAAGGAAGCAGACGCCCUCCAGGGAGAGGGAACUCCCCUUGUGAGUGGGAAGGCACUGAGAAAAGGUCAGUGGAACCUAGUACUGCGUUCAUCCCAUCAGUUCACGUGUCAGGCCCCCAAGGCCACCUCUCAUCACCACUUUCCCUCCUACUCCUUCCAGCUACAAUGACGCUCACCAUGCUUUGGCCUCAACAUGGUGCUAUUCUCUCAUUUUGUAAGGUAUUUGACUAUUUGCAUACAUUUGUGCCAGGCCCUGUUGUAGACAUAGACAGCUAAUGUUGACUGAGACCAACGGGGCCCCUGCCUUCAUGGAGUUUGCCUUCUGCUUGGGCGACAGACAGCUCAGAUGACAAUCCAGCAAGCGUAGGACAAGUCUGCCUAGCAUCAGUGAUCUGAAACAGACAUGGCAAGGGCCGGAGAGUGCCUGCUGGUUGCGUUGCUCCUGGUGGGGAGGUGGGGAUACCUUCCUCGGAGGGUGGGCAUGGGUGUCCUCAACUGGGAUGCUGACAUGACCUUGCCAAGGGUUCCCCUCUCGGGCUCGCUCCUACCUGCCUCCUCUCCACCCACAAAACUCAAGCUUCCCCAGGGACAGGGGAGGGAGGAAAAGAGAACUAAGAAAUGAAAAGGGACAAAACCAACAGAGAUCGCCAAAAGCAUGUGGUGCGAACACUGAUCACAUCAGUAAGAAAAUUGUUUCCAUCCCUGAUUUGCUUUUCCUUUAAAUAGGACAUUCAGUCAUAGCUUCACCAUAAAAUUGAUUUAUUGUGUGGAAAUAAUUUCCGUAGCAGGGGAACUAAUUUGAUUGUGUAGCAUAAAGAAAAUGUAUGUGGGACAAUAGGGAAGAAUAGAGCCAAAAUGAAUCCAAUAUAUUUUAAUCUCUGCAAUACAGAUUAUAUUUUCAAUUAAGAAGCUCAACUUGCGUGUGUUCGGCUGGCGGGAGCUUCCCGGAGCACUUUCUGUGUGUGUUUAUGGGUAAUAAGUCGCUUAGCAUUAAGAAGGUAGACAAUCAUUAGCCCAUGAUCACCCAAUUGCUUCCGUUAAUAGCAAAGUCAAUGCGCAUCGUCGCCAUGGCCCCAUUCGGGUGUAAGAAGUGGAGAAUGGAACAGUUGUGUUGGCAAAUGUGAGAGAGCUAGACAGAACAAGGAAAUCCUCUCUUCCAUCCCCUUCCACCCCAGCAGUGCCUGGGUCCCUCUAAUCAUGGUCAGAGGGGAAGGUAGCCUUUGGAUCAUCACUGCCAGGCCCUCUGGAAGCGGACGGAGUACGGCCUUGUGUCUGUGUGGCUUUGUCUAAGGACCUAAGGAUCAUGGGCUUUGCAGCAGACUUUCGUCUUGGCUCCGUGGCUUGUUUCCACAUUUCUUGGUAUUGCUCACCACCUCUCAGCCUCCUGGACUCCUGGACUCCUAGGCAAAGGGGAAGUGAGGAUGCCAGCCCUGUCUGCUUUUCUCGGAUCCCGUUUAAUCUUAAGUCCAACCCACGAGGUGGAGCCAUCAUCGUUCAUAUUUUAUAGGCAGUAGAAUCGGACUUUUUUCUUAAAAUGUUUAUUUUAUUUGUUUUGAGAGAGAGAGAAAGAGAGAGCAAGCGGGGGAGGGGCGGAGAGCGAGAAUCCCAAGCAGGCUCUACGCGGUCACUGUGGAGCCUGACGCGGGGCUUGAACUCACGAACCGUGAGAUCCUGAGUUGCAGCCAAGAUCAAGAGUUGCAGCCACACAGGUGCCCCAAAUCAGGCUUUUUGUACAAGAGUAGAUAAGAGUAGAUAAGGCAACAGCCAGCACCCUCCUGUACCUAGCCUGAGCUCAUGGCUUCUCUUUCUGCCUCCAGGUAGGCGUCUACUGAGCAGAAGACUCUGGGGCCUGGCUCUGGAGACUCUCACUUUGACCACCUCCCCUCUUUAGCACAGACAUACGAUCGGGAGAAGUACAGCAAAGAAAUAAAGGGGUCAUUUAAAAAAAAAAAAAAAAAAAACAAGGAAU
Molecule: messenger RNA, 9141 nt
Organism: Felis catus (domestic cat)
Lineage: Eukaryota; Metazoa; Chordata; Mammalia; Carnivora; Felidae
Gene: DOCK1
Product: dedicator of cytokinesis 1
Exons: 30
Coding region: 211-3282 (1023 amino acids)
Biological process (GO): small GTPase-mediated signal transduction; cell migration
Cellular component (GO): cytoplasm; plasma membrane
Molecular function (GO): small GTPase binding; guanyl-nucleotide exchange factor activity
Source: RefSeq, a predicted model, not a curated record